GGACUCUUCCUUACCAAACUUUUUGAUCUGUUCACCGAGUUCAGUGUUGGACUAAUCUAUUUGAUUGGACAAUUGUUCGAAGAGGUGGCCAUCAUCAAACCCGUCACUAGCCGACCUGCAAAUUCUGAACGCUAUCUGUUGUGCAAAACUCUCCGCUCUCCACUUAAAGGGAUGGCUGGUUGUCCACCCAGUCCGAAAAGCGAUCAGAAAUCUGGCGAUUCAAUGUAUGGUCGACCUAAGGCACAGAAAUUACCUGGUCGUGGUAGACUCCAACACGACACUUUAUCCGAUACUGGACGCAAAUACGGGGUCUUGGACCGUGAACAGGCAGGUGCGUUAGGUGAAGUGAUUGAAUAUUUGCUUCAAGUCAAUGAGAAGCUAGGAUCUCUUCAGUCACCUUCAAACGAUCACUCUGCAGGUUGUCCGAAACAAGAUAUUAUCCGACUCUUUGAUACGAAUACCCUGCUACAGGACGUUUCGUUCAGCAGGUUCAUUACACAAAUGAAUAAAGAAUUCGCCAUACAACAAUGCAUAGCUCUAUCGAAGCUCCUGGCAUUCGCCCAUGAUCCGCGUUUAACCGAUUCUCGUCAAACGGAGUUGAAAAUUGCUUGUCUGGAACGAUGGAAGGACAAGGAAAGACUGAAAUCCCUAAAUAUGCUUCCAAAAGACUAUUAUUGUCAGUACAGAACUGAGCGGUUCAAUAAUCGCCAUCUGGCUAUGCUCGACUAUCUGAUUGAGAGUCGUAUUGCUCUCGUUUGUGGAUCUCCGUCCAUGUUCACCGCAACUGGGCCCUCCGAGCCUAUGCUUAUCUAUUCCCGUGGUCGAAAUGGAAAUUAUUAUGUUGUUCAUAUUCUCGCUAAUAUCUGUUUAUCUUUGACUCCAAUCCUUUUUAUCCGUUCGCAUGAAAAGUUUGUCUCUGUGGAUGGGGAUGAUUGGAAACCUUUGGAACAGAUAACCCAACAUUGUUGUCCUCGUUUGCCUCCGGGGACUUUGCUCUGGGGUCAAUCUACCUGUGAAUAUUUGGCCAAAAAUGGUAUGAGGCGACAUGCCUUGUACGUCUUUGACGUGGUCUGCAUCUACGGAUACGAUUGUCGAAAAUUGUCAUACAGAGAACGGUAA
This is a messenger RNA of Echinostoma caproni, 1119 nucleotides long. The record is from the annotation of a GenBank genome assembly. Lineage: Eukaryota; Metazoa; Platyhelminthes; Trematoda; Plagiorchiida; Echinostomatidae.